Messenger RNA from Polyodon spathula (Mississippi paddlefish), 932 nucleotides. RefSeq names its product reticulophagy regulator 3-like. Lineage: Eukaryota; Metazoa; Chordata; Actinopteri; Acipenseriformes; Polyodontidae. The annotation marks the transcript as partial. Gene Ontology annotation, biological process: reticulophagy. The record is from RefSeq and is a predicted model, not a curated record. The transcript is spliced from 7 exons.
AUUGGGGCGCUGGUGGGGGGAGAGGCCGAUGAAACGACAGGAUCGGAAUCUAAACCGGUACCGGCUUUUGGAGCUGGAAAUGCCUGCCUGCGGAGCCGACCCGGUUCCAGCGAACGGGACAGCCGGGUCCGAGUGUUCAGAUCAUCCCUGGUAGAGAGAUUAGGACCGUACGAGCCGGUCGUGACCUACCUCCAGUCGGUGCUGGUGUGGGAAAAGCCCAUCCACAGCGUGUUGCUGUACUUGAUAAGCAGCGCUAUAUUCUGGUUUUUUGCCCUGACGUCUCUGCGGUUGGUUUUUCUGCUGUCCUUUGGCCUGACUAUCAUAGUGUGCGUAGACACAUGGAAAAACAGAAUUUGGCCGGAAAUCCGAGUUAAACAGCCAGAUGAAUAUGACAAUGAAAGCUGGGGCCUUGUACACCCAAGACUGCUCAGCGUGCCAGAGCUUUGUCACCACAUGGCGGAGAUAUGGGUCAGUGGAGCGUCUUUUGCACGAAACCUGGCGCAUUUCAAACAACAUAAUCCUGGCAAGUUUUGUCUUUUAGUCUGUGGAUUCUUUACGUUCUUGGCAGGGCUGGGCCGCUAUAUUCCAGGGUUUCUGCUUUCCUACUUGAUAUUGCUGUCAGUUCUGCUGUGCCCUCUGGCUGUGUAUCACAGUCUGGGCCAGCGAAUCCGUAACUGGCUGGAGCCUGCCCUUCUACGGCUGGAUUUCAGCGUCCGCGGGUACAUGAUGUCGAAGCAGAAAGAAAGGCAAAUGUGUCGUAAACCAUUCAGUCAAGGGCCUUUGGCAGAUGGAAGUGACAGUGAAGAGGAACUGGCUGCUUUUUGUCCUAAGGUAAAAAAAAGAAAUGCUUGAAAUAAAAAAUAAAGAUCUUGAGCCAACUUGUUUUAUUGAUACAUUUGCCUCGAGGCAGCCCUCCUUCUGCAGCUGAACAG